AUGCCCUUGACAUUUUACGCAUACAAUGCAAGGGAAGGCGGACGGCACGUUGUGGCCGGAGUUACGAGGAUAACCAAACAUCGCUUCCCAAAAUUGGCAGCAUGGCGUAACCAACCUGGAGUCGCCAGUUUCCGCCGAAAGAACGAAGGACGUCUGCCCCAGCGAGCCCUAGAUGUUCUGACAUGCCAGACGGAAAACGACGCUUGCCUUAAUUGCAAUGAUACCACCAGCAACACUUGCCCGCCAGGCCAAGCCUGCUACAACCUUUUCAAGAGGCGGUGGUCUAAUAUAUUUAGCAACAAUCUUAUGAUCAAGCAGACGUCCAAUAACAUGGGCUACGGGGUCUUCGUAAGGACCAACCGAACCAUUCCUAGGGGAACCUGGAUUGGCGAGUACGUAGGGGAACUCAUCCCUUUCGAUCCCAACCGGGUCAACGGCAGUAACUACGAGUACGACUUCCACGGCAAUAUUGCACGUGUCGACGCCGUGGCCCAUGGAAAUUUCUUGCGCUUUGUGAACCACGCCUGCGAUAACAACGUCGACAGCAACGAGUACACUAUCGGAGGUCGCCUGUGCAUACUAUUCCGGGCACGUCGGAACAUCGUGGGAGGGCAGGAGCUUACGCUCAAUUAUGGAGCACAAUUCUUCCAGCCGCCUAAUCUGUGCCGGUGUUCCCUUCUCCUGCUCCCCCAUGCGGCGCGAGAACUAGAGUCUGACUCGGAGGAGGAAUCUGAUGAAGAUUAG
Pseudomassariella vexata is the source of this 744-nucleotide messenger RNA. RefSeq lists its product as uncharacterized. Gene Ontology annotation, molecular function: protein binding. NCBI's taxonomy places the organism in Eukaryota, Fungi, Ascomycota, Sordariomycetes, Amphisphaeriales, Pseudomassariaceae. The record is from RefSeq and is a predicted model, not a curated record. The transcript has a single exon. Bases 1 to 744 code for a protein of 247 amino acids.